Molecule: messenger RNA, 4312 nt
Organism: Sinocyclocheilus rhinocerous
Lineage: Eukaryota; Metazoa; Chordata; Actinopteri; Cypriniformes; Cyprinidae
Exons: 35
Coding region: 389-4312 (1307 amino acids)
Source: RefSeq, a predicted model, not a curated record
UCUGAGAGAUACAGAUUUGAUUAGAAUAAUUUUUUUUUUUUUUUAUAUUAGUAGUAUAUGAUAUAUUCGUUCAUCGAGGCCUCACACUCCAUCCCAGUAGGUGGCGGAAAUGAGCCUUAAGCUGGUUUGCCAACCGCCAUUAAACACAAAAGAAGAAGAAGACGACGGCUACGCGGAAUUGGGCUUCACUGUUUCCGCGGGUUGAAGCGGCCAAAAUAACGUGAUAUUUAGCCACCGGAAUGUGAUUUUUACCAGGGAACCCCCCUCGAAACGCGAUUGGGCUAGUUUUGGUCUAAUUCGCGCUGUCGCGUACUGUGGUUGAAACAACGAGUAUUAAUAUUAUUAAUAACAUCCAUCGAAAUCAGAUUUAGCUGGAAUCUUAAACAUUAUGAAGAGCACUUACAAAAUCGUUCCGAUUUUGCUAAUAAUGUGUGGAGUGUUUGAUGCUGAAACAGAUGAAGUGAAGUCAGUGAUGGAGGGAGAUUCUGUCACUCUAAACCCUGAUCUUACUCAAAUACAGGGAAUUGUCCUGCUACUGUGGAGGUUUGGAGAUAAAGGUUCCACCAUUGCUCAAAUUGAUGGAAAUGAUAUCUUAUAUGAAGAUUAUGAGGCAUUUAGAGGCAGACUGCAGCUGAACCAGACUGGAUCUCUCAACAUCACAAAUGUCAGAACCAGUCACUCUGGACUUUAUAAAGCAGAAAUCAGCCACAACACUGGAACCUCAUAUAUUAAGUUUAGAGUUACUGUCUAUGAGUCUCCAUCUGUUAUUGCUGGGGCUGAAGCUGAAAUGAAGAGCGUGUCAGUGAAGGAGGGAGAACCUGUCACUCUUCAUGUUCCUCAACUACAAGGAGAUGAGCUGAUAGUGUGGAGGUUUGGAGAUGAAGGAAAACUCAUAGCUAAACAUGAUAUAGAAGCCAAGAGCUCACCAUUAUAUUAUGAUGAGAGAUUCAGAGACGGAUUGAAACUGGACCAUCAGACUGGAUCUCUGAUCAUCACAAAAACCAGAACCACAGACUCUGGACUUUAUAAAGCGAAGAUCAGCAGCAACAAACAGACUUCAUACAAUAGAUUCACUGUAACUGUCAGUGAACCAGGUCUGUCUCCAGGUGUUGUAGCAGUGAUUGUUGUUCUUCCACUGCUAAUGACUGCAGCUGCUGGCGUUUUAUUUUAUUGUCGCAAGAACUCUGAACUAAAUAAUCAAAAGUUGAAAAUCUCUGAACGACAAAAGGAAACAUCGGGGAUCUCUGAAAAGCUAAAGCAAAUGUCCGAGAUCUCCACACAACUAAAGCAAAUGACCGAGGAUUGUGAAAAAGUAUUGCCUGAGAUAUCUGAACACCAUCAAACAUUGAAGAUCUCUGAAAAACUAAAGGAAAUUUCGGAUGACUCUGAACGACUAAAGCAAAUGUCGAAGUACUGUGAACAAGAAUUGUGCAAGAUCUCUGAACGAUUAAAGCAAAUGUCUUUGACACAGAAAGGGGAGAUCACCGAACAAGAAACACCUUUAAUAGAUGAAGUGGAGAUCUUUGAACAAGAAAUAGGUGCUGAUGGCACAGAAGAAGAGACAACGAGAUCAGAGAUGGCGAAAGGUGAACGUGAACGGUCCAUUAUUGUUGUAGAUACUGCUAUAAGUCAAGCGAUUGGAGGGCCACGUGGGGCUGAUGGGAGAAUCAGAGACAGACAGGGCAAGAGCCUUGUAGUCCGUAACACCGGUACUGAACAUACUGGAGUUUGUACACAUGAAUCAACAGGAAAAGGAGUGAAUGAAGAAACAUCUGUUAUUAUAUGCUAUAACGAUGAGGGUGUGUCUCACAAACGACCGAGAUUAAUAGCCACAACCUUUAAAGCCACAAACUCAUCUCUCACUCAACGUCGCAGCAAUAUGAAGAUCGUGUUUUCAAUGUUUUUAUCCAUGUUCGUCAUUGACGGUGUGUUUGGUGUUGAUGGAGUGAAGACAGUGAUAGAGGGAGAUUCUCUUACUCUACAGACUGAUUUUAUUGAAAUGCAGAAAGAUGGUCUAACAGAGUGGAAAGUUAAUAACACUAACAUCGCAACAAUCAAUAAAGGAACUGGUAAAGUUGAAUACAGUGAUGAUAAACUGAUGAUGAUGUUUAGCGGCAGACUUAAUCUGGAUCAAACUGGAUUUCUCACCAUCUGGAACAUCAGAAUCAAACACUCAGGUGAAUAUAAAGUAGAGAGUAUCAGCAGCGUAGGGACCAAAUCCAAGACGUUCAAAGUUAUUGUGAAAGAAUCUCCACUCAAAUCUGUUGAAGAUAAAGAUGAAAUAAAGGUAUUGUCAGCCACGAAGGGAAAUUCUGAGACUCUACACACUGAAACUGAACUACAGAAACAUGAUCUAAUACUGUGGAGAUUUGGAGCUGAAGGAUCUCUCAUUGCUAAAGGCGAUACAGAAGACAAUCAUAUGUCAUACUAUGAUGAUGAUGAUGGGAGAUUCAGAGGCAGACUGGAGCUGGACAGUGAGACUGGAUCUCUGACCAUCACAGACCUCGAAACUGAGCAUACUGGAGAAUUUAGACUAAAGAUCAUCAGCGACAGAAGGAUCUUAUUCAAAAGAUUCACUGUUACUGUCUCUGAACCAGGUCUGUCUCCAGGUGCUGUAGCAGGAAUAUGUGUUGCUAUUCUACUGGUUGCUGCAGCAGCUGUAGCUGCUGGUGUUGUGAUUUAUUAUCGAAGCAAUCACUAUAAAGUAAAAAGACUAAUAUCGAAGUUCUCUGAACAACUAAAGCAAAUGACAAAGCUCUCUAAACAACUAGAGCAAAUGACCAAAGCAACAGAGGCAGCUCACAGACCGAAAACCGGAGUUAUGAUUUACACUGAGUAUAUAAAAUUUAUGACAUAUGUGGAUGCAGAAGUCUAUGAAGCGGAUAUGAGUGAAAAUGACAGAACCUUGACAGAUGAAACGGAGACAUCUCAACAAGAAACUGUUGCUGAUGUCACACAAAAAGAGACACCGAGAUCAGAGAUCAGAGAAGGUGAAAGGGAACAGUUCAUUGUUGUUGAAGAGACUGCCAUAAGUAAAGCGUUUGGUGCUGAUAAUAUAUUGAGAGACAGACAGGGCAGGAAGAGCAUUGCAAUCAGAGCUGAAGAUGAUGAAGUUCAGAGUCAGACACAUGAUUUGACAGAGGAUGUGAAGAUCUCUGAACAAGAAACACGUGCUGAUGUCACACAAGAAGAGACACAGAGAUCAGAGAUCAGAGAAGGUGAAAGUGAACGGUUCAUUUAUGUUCAAGAGACUGCCAUAAGUAAAGCGUUUGGUGCUGAUAAGAGAUUGCGAGACAGACAGGGCAAAAAGAGCCUUGUAAUCCGUAAAACCAAUACUGAAGAUGCUGGAGUUCAAACGCAUGAAUCAACAGGAAAAGACGUGAAUGAAGAAACACCUUUUAUGAGCCAAAAGGAAGAGGAUGGAUCAAAUGAAUCUUUAUUAAAUUCGGAUUCUGCACAGCUCUACAAAAACAGGAGGAAAAUGUUAUUGGUCUUACUAUUAUUAAUGGCUGGUGGAGAGACAAGUAAAACUGAGAACAUGUCAGUGACAGAGGGGGAUGCUGUCACUCUACAAUCUGAUCUUUCGGAAAUAUUGAAUGACGAUACAAUAUUAUGGAUGUUUGGACCUAAAGACACUCUCAUAUCUCAAAUCCGAAGAGAGGAUGACCUGACCUCAUUUUUGGUCACCGAUGAUGUGGGAUUCAGAGGCAGAUUGCAGGUGGAUCAAAACACUGGCUCUCUCACCAUCAGAAACACAAGAAUCAGACACUCUGGACAAUAUAAACUAUCCUUCUCUAGAGAAAAGACUACAAUCAAGAUAUUUAAUGUUACUGUCUUUGUUGUGGUUGGUAAGACGGACGGAGUUAAGUCAGUGUCAUUGUCAGUGCUGGAGGGAGAUCCUGUCACUCUACAUACUGAUUCUGAAAUACACCAAGAUGCUCUGAUGCUGUGGAGGUUUGGUGAUAAAGGCAUCCUCCUGGCUAAAAUUGACUUUGAGACAAAUGAGACCUCACUAACCGAUGCUGAUGAGGGAUUCAAAGAUCGACUGCAGCUGGAUCAGACCGGAUCUCUGACCAUCAAGAACACCAGAACCACAGACUCUGGACUUUAUGAACUACAGAUCAGAGGCAGUGAGAGCUUGCAGAGAUUCCUGGUUUCUGUAAGUGAUGCAGGUCUUUCUUCGAGUGUUAUAGCAGGAAUAGUUGUUGGUGUUAUUGUUCCUGUUCUGCUGAUCCUGAUUGCCUUUGUGAUCUACUAUCGCCGCAGGAUUUAUAAAUUAAAAAGGCAAAUGGGUCCUAAAAAGGGAUAUUAA